AAGAAAAUCAAGAAAAUGAAUCAACACAACCACCCUUUGCUUUUCAUUUCCUCUUUCUUCCUAAUCUUCCAAUCCAUUUUUUGUCUUCCACAAAUUCGACAUUCAUUCCCCAAAUGUAUUUGCAAAACCAACAACAACAACAACUGUCUCUCCAACACUUCACUUUUCUUGCAGCCUCAAACUUCGACAUACGACGCCGUUUUGCAGUCCACAGUACAAAAUCUCCGAUGCCUAGACCCGUCAGUACCUAAACCCGCCCUGAUCUUCACGCCGGCGGCCGAAUCCCAAGUCGGCGCCGCCGUCAAUUGCGCCGCCAAUCUCGGAAUCCAUUUACGGACAAGAAGCGGCGGCCAUGACUACGAGUGUCUGUCCUACUCGUCGGCGCUCCGAUCGCCGCCCCCGUUUAUACUCAUCGACCUCCGAAAGCUCCGCGCCGUGAACAUCGACGCCGCCGGCGAUACGGCGUGGGUGCAAGCCGGCGCCACCGUCGGCGAGCUAUAUUACCUAAUUUCGCAGAAAAACCCCCGCCGCGGCUUCCCCGCCGGACUCUGCCCCAGCCUCGGCGUCGGCGGGCAUAUCACCGGCGGCGCGUACGGUACGAUGAUGAGGAAGUACGGCCUCGGGAUCGACAACGUCGUCGACGCGCGAAUCGUCGACCCGACCGGAAAAAUCCUCGACCGUAAAUCCAUGGGCGAAGAUGUCUUCUGGGCAAUCGGCGGCGGCGCAGGCGGCAGUUUCGGGAUAAUCCUCGCCUGGAAAGUCAAACUCGUCGAAGUUCCGGCGAUCGUGACGGCGUUCACUGUUCCGACAACUCUCGAACAAGGUGCGACGAAAAUGCUCUACAAAUGGCAGCAAAUCGCCGACAAAAUCGACGAGAAUCUCUUCAUCAGAGUCAUAAUCCAGCCGGUCAACGCCACCAUCGGAAAACGAACAAUCCAGACGACCUACGACGCGCUUUUUCUCGGCAGGGCGGACAACCUCUUAACAAUAAUGGCUAAAUCCUUCCCGGAACUCAAUCUGAAAAAAAAAGACUGCGCCGAGAUGACGUGGAUCGAAUCGGUAGUACGGAUCGGAAGCUUCCCGCCGGGAACUCCGCCGGCGGCGCUGCUCGCCGGAAAAGCGGCGUUCAAAACCCAUUUCAAGGCGAAGUCGGAUUUCAUCAAAUCGCCGAUUCCCGAAAAAGGUCUGGAAGGGCUGUGGAAAUUAUUUCUUGAAGAAAACUCGCCGUUGACGAUAUGGAAUCCGUUCGGCGGGGAGGUGGGGAGAAUUCCGGCGGACCGUACGCCGUUCCCGCACCGAAACGGCGUCGUUUUCAUGGCGCAGUACCUGAUAAACUGGCCGGAAAAUUCGACGGCGGAGUCGAUAAAGAAGCAUUACGAUUGGAUAAGAAGAAUGUACGAUUACAUGGGGCAGUAUGCUUCGAAGAGUCCGAGGGAAGCGUACGUUAAUUACAGGGACGUCGAUUUGGGGGCGGUGAACGUGAAUCGGACGGCGGCGGCGCCGCCGGGGGAAUGGGCGGCGAAGUAUUUUAAAGGGAAUUUGAAGAGGUUGGAAAUGGUGAAGUCGAAGUUUGAUCCAGGCAACUUUUUCUGGCACGAGCAGAGUAUUCCGCCGGCGCCGGCGACGUCGAAGGUCUGAAUCUCCGGCGGGAUCUGAUUUGAAUGAUUAUUGUAUUGUCUGUUUUCGGAAAGGUAUUCACGAUCUACUGUUGAAGGUGUGACUUAGGGUGGGAAUAUAAUAGUGACUAAUAAGUAAUUUUAAUUUGGUAUAUUCGUAUAUUACUAAUUUGUGUUCACUCUAACGAAUAUAUAUA
Andrographis paniculata is the source of this 1813-nucleotide messenger RNA. RefSeq names its product berberine bridge enzyme-like 15. The coding region runs from base 16 to 1638 and encodes 540 amino acids. The record is from RefSeq and is a predicted model, not a curated record. The transcript is spliced from 2 exons. Lineage: Eukaryota; Viridiplantae; Streptophyta; Magnoliopsida; Lamiales; Acanthaceae. Gene Ontology annotation, molecular function: FAD binding; oxidoreductase activity.